GAGUACAUGAGUACAAGAGGAAACCUGUCUAAGUCCUCUUUGACUCCGUGGCAGAAUUUACAAUGGCAGGUGGCAAGAAAUUGACGAAAGAGGAGGAGCUUUUGCUCCAAGAUUUCAGCCGAAAUGUCACCACCAAAUCCUCGGCCUUGUUCUAUGGGAAUGCUUUCAUCGUAUCAGCCCUCCCAAUAUGGGUAUUUUGGCGCAUCCAUCAGAUGGAUCUCGUCCAGUCAGCUAUUCUGUUUGGCGUCAUGACCAUUGUCAGCACUUGGCUGGUGGCCUUUGCCUACAAAAACGUCAAGUUUGUACUCAAGCACAAGGUUGCCCAAAAACGGGAGGACGCUGUGUCCAAGGAAGUCAUGAGACAGCUGACUGAUGCCGACAACAAGAAGAUCUCUCGCAAGGAGAAAGAUGAAAGGAUCCUGUGGAAGAAGAACGAGGUCGCCGACUACGAGGCCACGACCUUUGCCAUCUUCUACAACAACGCCCUCUAUCUGCUCUUGGUCCUGUUCUUGUCGUUCUUCAUUCUCAGGUCGUUUGACCCAUCUGUCAACUACAUUGUGUCCAUUGGCAUCGCUGGGGGUCUGCUAGCUCUCGUCUCAACAGGAACUCAGUGACCUUUGACCUUAAGCGCAGUGACCCUUGAACCCCAUCAUGACCUACAAGUAGUAGUAGAGAAUAGUUGUACAAAACUAAUUACAAUCAACUUAAGAUUUGGACGUGUGUUUUGUUUGGAUUUUGGAAUCAUCUCAAAUGUAAUUUUAUGACUUAAUUACAUUUAUGACAACAGUGUUGGGUAAGUUUUGUGCCCAUAUUUCUCUACAUUGUUGAUUUGCAGCCGUAAUCCGAAAGUGUAGCAUUCUAUGUGCACAUCAAUGAAGAGAUAUUUUAAACACAUUCCACGCAUUGUGUAUUGAAAAGGGCAUGCUUUAAGACAUGUUCUUAUUGGUAAAAGAGACUCGACAUUGUAAAACACCUUGCUCAAGAACACAAGCAGGCUAAAGUGCUUUGGCAUGAUCCGCAGAAUAACCACCACAUUUUAAGGGCUGGUGAUUUUGACCAUUGAGUAACUUUCUAUGUAACACAUCAGUGAUGUUCCAUGCAUUAUGUAUUGAAAAGGGCAUGCUUUAAGACAUGUGCUCUUUGGUAAAAGAGACUCAUCAUUGUAAAACACCUUGCUCAAGAACACAAUCAGGCUAAAAUGCUUUGGCAAGAUCCACAGAAUAACCACCACAUUUUAAGGGCCGGUGAUUUUGACCGCGGAGUAACUUUCUUGGAGGACGGUUUUGUCAUAAUAUUCUAACAGAUUUCAGACUUACAGGUUAUUUCAGUUAAUUAUGUUCUCCUCAAGAUGAGAGGGGCAUCUGGUUUUUUUUAACAAGGGAACAUUGCUCAUUAACUUUCGAAUAAAACAAGAGACAGACUCUGGAAAAUA
Molecule: messenger RNA, 1432 nt
Organism: Patiria miniata (bat star)
Lineage: Eukaryota; Metazoa; Echinodermata; Asteroidea; Valvatida; Asterinidae
Product: translocon-associated protein subunit gamma-like
Exons: 5
Coding region: 63-614 (183 amino acids)
Biological process (GO): SRP-dependent cotranslational protein targeting to membrane
Cellular component (GO): membrane; endoplasmic reticulum
Source: RefSeq, a predicted model, not a curated record